ACACACACACACACACACACACGCGGACACACACCGACAUCAUAACACUACUACUCUUACUGGUUUAGCUGCGGCUGUUGUUUGCUAACAUGCUCGCCUGUAAAGUACUUCUACUAAUAACCUGCUUACAUGCAGUUUCUGUUUAUAACAGUUUAACUAGACAUAUAUAAAGUAAAGAAUGGGAGAUUAAAUUGCUUAAACGCUCUUUCCGUUUACAGAUACGGGUAAAUAUAACCGGAAAGAGAGCCGGUGCUUUGCGCGACCUUUCACCUACUUCUGCCGGCGGGCGCGUGCGGUCAUGCUCUGACGUCAUACGGAGGCAGUUUACAUAACUUUAUUAUGCAGUGCGACUCUGAUGAACCUAAAGUUCACAACAUACAGACAGCUUUACACUGCUACAAGCUACACCGCAGAUCAAGAUGUUCUCUAGUCUGGCUCGCUGUGCCUCCAGUGCGGCUCUGCAUAUGCUAAAAGGAGCCAGUCGUCCCUCCAAGCCAGCAAAAGUGCUUUGUUUUGGGCAUCAGACACUGGCAGCGGUCCCGCUGCCCACUGUUGGAGGGAGCGCAGUGGUUAGACAUGCUCAAGCGCUGGACCACAAGAGGCUGCUACAGGUGGAGUGGGAUGAUGGAAGCUAUAGUUUUUAUCCAUUUACCUGGCUUAGGGAUAACUGCCAGUGCCCUCUGUGCAUGCUGCAGUCAGCACAAGCACGGAGACUGCCUCUCACUGACAUUGAUGUGCACACUGGAAUGGACCAAGUGCAAAUAACUGAGAAUAACAAGGUCUCUAUCACGUGGCCAGAUCAACAUAGCAGUGAGUUUGAGCCUGACUGGUUAAAGAAAAGAUGCUUCUCACCUGAAGCAAGACAAGCACGGCAGAAUGAACUUUUUCUAAAUGAGCGUGAAUUUUGGGACUCUGCUCUGCAGAUCCCCGUGGCAGAUUUUGAGGAGGUUCUACAUGAUGACAAGGCUGCUCUGGCCUGGCUUAUGGCCCUAAGGCGUGUUGGGAUUGUGUACCUGAAGGGGGCGCCAGCAGAGCAGGGUCAGUUGGCUAGACUUGGUCAAAGAAUUGGAUACCUCAGACUCACGUUCUAUGGACACACAUGGCAAGUGCAAGACAAGCCCAUGGCCAACAACGUAGCAUAUACCUCAGGCAAGCUGAGCCUGCACACGGACUAUCCUGCUCUGCACCAUCCUCCUGGGGUACAGUUUCUACACUGUCUGCAGCAGGCCCAGCAGGGUGGGGAGAGUGAGGUGGUGGACGGCUUCCACAUGGCCGAGCUGCUCAGGAGAGAGGACCCCGAGGCAUUUAACACACUCUCAUCCCUCUACAUCGACUACACAGACACCGGCUCUGACUACUGCGACUUCAGCGUGCAGUCCAAGAACCGCAUUAUAGAUGUGGACAAUGAAGGCCGUGUGGUGAGGAUAAACUAUAACAAUGCAACCCGAGAUUCUAUCCUGGAUCUACCUCUCAAUCAGGUGCAGCCGUUCUACUCCUCGCUGAAGAGCUUUGUGGAGCUGAUGAGCCAGCCGGAGAACAUGGUCACCUACAGGAUGGAGCCAGGUGACCUGGUAACCUUUGAUAACUGGCGUCUUCUGCACGGCCGGAAGCACUACUCAUCUGGCGGCAGGACCCUAAGACACCUAGAGGGAGCAUACCUGGACUGGGAUGAAGUCAUGUCCCGUCUGCGCAUCCUCCGUAAAGCCGUCCAUGGGGACAGCUAGGGAUUCCUUUUACUUCAUCUGAAACACAAGUACUGUCAGUAGGAGUCUAAGCUUGAAGCUUGAACUGUUGCACGCUGCUUAGUUAAACAGGAUCUUUUAAGAACAACCCCAGUGUGAGAUUUAGUAAAUACGUUUUUGAGAUCUACAAUUGCUUCAUGAGGGUAAAAAAAAAACAAAAAAACUUUUCUUUGACUCUUUUUCAGCUUAGUCUGAAAGUUUUGUGCACCAGGAUGGUCUUCUGGUAAAAAUGUGCUACUCUAUUGGGCUAUAAAUAGUAAAAGAUUACUCUAACAGUGCAGUGGAUGUGAAGCUAAUCUUCUCACACCUAUGGCAAAAUGAAUUUAAAAGCCUGACUAAGAAACUGAACACCCAUGAAGUCAUUAUGUGGAACCUACCAACACUGUUGCUAAAAUUCUUUAGGGACAUUUUAAUCCUUAGUUCUGAACUCUGUCAAUGAAUUACCAAAUUAGUAUUUAAUAAUACUAGUAGCCUAAUGAUGCUAAACAUUUAUUUUCCCUGUAAAUUUUAAUUUACAUAGUGCUAUACAGCGUUUCUCCACCGAACAGUGCGGCUCACCAUGAUUUGGCAACAGAACUAUCCAUAUCCUGCCCUCGUGAAGGUAGGAGGGGUUCCCUGGUGGCGUCUUAAUAGACAUGAUUAAUAAAAUACUACUCAAAAGAAAUUCAAACUAUUGUCUCUCAGCUGAUGUUAAAAUACACAUGCCGUACCGUAGAGUGAAAGUAAGCACGAGACACAGCACAUUGCUUAAUGGCACUACUCACAGCAAAACAAAAGGGUGGAAAUACUUUAAUAUUUAGUCCAAAGAGGAGCAAACUUUCACUUUUCUUCUCAAACACAGCCAAUUCCUUAAUUUUCAGUGUAAAUGGAGGACAUUAAGUACAAACAACAUUGAAAAACAUUUUCACAACAUGCUGAUUAGGAGGCCAUUUGGGAUUUGGGAACUAAAGAUGUUGGUCUUUACUUGGAUCACAGGAAAGAAAUAUAAGAACAAGCUGAAUAGUGAUGAGAAAACAUUACUGAGGGUAGAUAAAUAAAAGAAAAUGAAACCAUAAAUUGCUGUUUAAACUUUGCUGGCCACUUAAAUCUGCCAGAAAAGAGGACUUUUAUGAAGACUGGUAAACUCUGGAAGACAUUAAGCUAUAGCUUAUUAUUGAAGAUGUUUGUGCCGUUAGAGAGUACAGCAUGGUUCACUUAUAGGUGGAAACAGCCGAGCCGUGCCACGCCACACCGUCCGGUGGAAAAGUAUUAAUACAGCAUGUUGUAAAUAUUCUACUGACAUUAAGUUAUUUAGAAUGAAGUGGAUUUGUUUUCAUAAAUUUUAUUUCAAAAUAUGCACCUGCAAUGCAUAAACAGCCACGUGCUGCUGUUCUGUUUGUAUCUUAUUUAUGUGUAAUGGCAAGCGUGACAACUAUGUGCUUUAGCAGCUCAGAGGAGAUAAUUAGGUCUUCUUAAUUAGGUUAGAAAAACAGCACAAAAUGUUGACACAUCUUCCAUUAAAAGGUAUUUUUUGGUAUAACUACUGUAACUACAGGAAAAUUCAUGGACUUGUUUUUUCUUUGUCAGUGUCAAUGCAUAAUCAUAACUUUUUAUCCUCAGUGUCUUAAGUGUAUGUUUGCAGGAUACAGAAAAAGAUCACUCACUCUGUACCAGAUUUAAAACUUUUCAGGAUGUUAACAGUGCUGGUAAUGUACUUUUAUUGUCUUAAUAAUAAAGCUUCUCAAAAGGA
Messenger RNA from Pangasianodon hypophthalmus (striped catfish), 3471 nucleotides. It is a transcript of the gene bbox1, whose product is annotated as butyrobetaine (gamma), 2-oxoglutarate dioxygenase (gamma-butyrobetaine hydroxylase) 1. The record is from RefSeq and is a predicted model, not a curated record. Gene Ontology annotation, cellular component: mitochondrion. Gene Ontology annotation, biological process: carnitine biosynthetic process. The transcript has 8 exons. Gene Ontology annotation, molecular function: iron ion binding; gamma-butyrobetaine dioxygenase activity. Bases 420 to 1724 code for a protein of 434 amino acids. NCBI's taxonomy places the organism in Eukaryota, Metazoa, Chordata, Actinopteri, Siluriformes, Pangasiidae.